AUGCUCUUCUUGCGUUUCCGGCCAAAGCAUGCCGUGGCCCUGUCCAACUUCACGAUUCUCGGAGGGGCCUUCGCCAACACGGCGUUGAAUGCCCCGAAGACAGAUGAGAAUGGUAGAGCUUUGAUCAAUUGGGACAUCAUCGUGAUGAUGGAGCCCGCCACCCUGGCCGGGACGGUCCUUGGCUCUUUCGCUUCAAAGUACCUCGCGGAUUUUGUGCUGAUGGGAUUUCUGGCCAUCGUGCUGGCGCUUUUGUCUUUCCGCACGCUGGGCAAGGGGCUGGAGAUGUUCCAGCACGAGACCGCGAAGGACGCGGAACUCCAGGCGGUGCCGCAAAGCGAGGACCUGGCCUCCGAGGAGGCCUUGAGCGACGGCGAGGAGGAGCCCAAAGAGUCCCGGAACCUCGUGGGCGACACGCGCCUGCGGACGGUGGGAGCAGGGACGCCCUGGCUGAAGGUCGGCCUGCUCGUCUGCUGCUUUCUGGGCUGCGUGGUCUUGACCGUUCUCAAAGGCGGUGGAGCUGGAUCCGUUGUAGGCGUGGCCUGUGGCUCGGGGAGCUUUUGGCUCCUGAGCUGGGCGCAGCUUCCCUGGGUGCUGGGCUUCGGCCUUAUCUUCAGAGAUAUGCUCAUCAGCGAGAACCUGGACAAAGAGGAGGAUGGCCAUGAAUUCGCCGCCUCGGAGAUACGAUGGACGUCGGCCACGACCAUCCGGUACCCCCUGCUCUGCAGUGUGGCCGGGAUCCUGGCCGGACUCUUCGGCGUGGGAGGUGGCAUCAUCAAGGGGCCCUUGAUGCUGGAGCUUGGGGUGGCUCCUCAGGUGGCAUCGGCCACUGCAGCUACGAUGAUUCUUUUCACCUCCAUGGCGACUGCGGUGUCGUUCGAGGUCUUCGGCCUUCUGGAGCCCAGUUACGGCUCUUUGUGCUUCAUGCUGGGCUUCGGCUGCACCUUGCUUGGGCACUACAUCGUCAACGCAUACCUGCAGGGCGCGAAGCGGCAAUCACCGCCGGUACUGUCGAUAGGAUGCGUGAUGGCGGUCUCCACCGCACUACUCAUCGUGGAGAUUGUCGGCAGAUUCUGCAACCAGGAGUUUGCGCAGCUCAUCGAGCCGACUUCUCUCUGCAGCAUCAACGACUGA
Molecule: messenger RNA, 1131 nt
Organism: Symbiodinium sp. CCMP2456
Lineage: Eukaryota; Dinophyceae; Suessiales; Symbiodiniaceae
Source: the annotation of a GenBank genome assembly